Molecule: messenger RNA, 1749 nt
Organism: Ilex paraguariensis (yerba mate)
Lineage: Eukaryota; Viridiplantae; Streptophyta; Magnoliopsida; Aquifoliales; Aquifoliaceae
Source: the annotation of a GenBank genome assembly
AUGGGUAAAGAAAAGGUUCACAUCAGCAUUGUGGUCAUUGGCCAUGUUGAUUCUGGCAAGUCAACCACCACCGGUCAUCUCAUCUACAAGCUAGGAGGUAUUGAUAAGCGUGUGAUUGAGAGGUUUGAGAAAGAAGCUGCUGAGAUGAACAAGCGUUCAUUCAAGUAUGCCUGGGUGCUGGACAAGCUCAAGGCUGAGCGUGAGCGUGGUAUUACCAUUGACAUUGCAUUGUGGAAGUUUGAGACUACCAAGUACUAUUGCACAGUCAUCGAUGCUCCUGGACACCGUGAUUUCAUCAAGAAUAUGAUCACUGGAACUUCCCAAGCAGAUUGUGCUGUCCUUAUUAUUGACUCCACCACUGGAGGUUUUGAAGCUGGCAUCUCCAAGGAUGGCCAGACCCGUGAGCACGCCCUGCUUGCUUUUACCCUUGGUGUGAAGCAGAUGAUUUGUUGCUGCAACAAGAUGGAUGCCACUACCCCCAAGUACUCCAAGGCAAGGUAUGAUGAAAUCGUGAAGGAAGUCUCAUCCUAUCUGAAGAAGGUGGGAUACAACCCUGACAAAAUCCCAUUUGUUCCCAUCUCUGGAUUUGAAGGGGACAAUAUGAUUGAGAGAUCCACCAACCUCGACUGGUACAAGGGCCCCACCCUUCUUGAGGCCCUUGACAUGAUUCAAGAGCCCAAGAGACCCUCAGACAAGCCCCUUCGCCUUCCACUUCAGGAUGUUUACAAGAUUGGAGGUAUUGGAACUGUCCCCGUGGGACGUGUUGAGACGGGUAUCAUAAAGCCUGGAAUGGUUGUAACAUUUGGCCCAACUGGCCUGACUACUGAAGUUAAGUCUGUGGAGAUGCACCACGAGGCUCUCCAGGAGGCUCUUCCUGGUGACAAUGUUGGAUUUAAUGUGAAGAAUGUUGCUGUUAAGGAUCUCAAGCGUGGGUUUGUUGCAUCAAAUUCUAAGGAUGAUCCUGCCAAGGAGGCUGCUAACUUCACAUCACAAGUUAUCAUCAUGAACCACCCUGGUCAGAUUGGCAAUGGUUAUGCCCCAGUUCUUGAUUGCCACACUUCCCACAUUGCAGUCAAGUUUUCUGAAAUUCUUACCAAGAUUGACAGGCGAUCUGGUAAGGAGCUUGAGAAGGAGCCCAAGUUUUUGAAGAAUGGUGAUGCCGGGUUCGUUAAGAUGAUUCCCACUAAGCCCAUGGUGGUGGAGACUUUCUCCGAGUAUCCCCCACUUGGGCGUUUUGCCGUCAGGGACAUGAGGCAGACCGUGGCUGUGGGAGUCAUCAAGAGCGUGGACAAGAAGGAACCUUCGGGAGCCAAGGUCACAAAAGCUGCUGCCAAGAAGGGUGCCAAGUGAACCGUGCAGGUACAGCCUUCAAUCGAAGGCUGUUGUUAUUGUCAUGCUAAAGACUUGGGUUUUAAUGGUGUUAGUUUUAAGUUUUCACCUUUUUCGGGCUCCUGGUCCCAGAACUGGGUGCUUGAUCGUCGGUGGUGAGUCUUCAGUCUGUGGUUGUCUAUUGCUCUUCUAUUGAAACAUUUAAACUGGAUUGUUAUGUUCUUAAUUUUCAUUAGUGUGGGAGUUUUAGUUCUCUGCUGUGUUGUUACCCCAGAGGCACAGAAAGGUGAUGAAACCUUUUGUGCUGGAACAGAUAAUGUGGCUUACAAUAUUUGCAUUGCUCUCUGGACAGAAGGGGCUGUUAAUUGGGAUAAUCAACCAAACACUGACUAACACCCCCUUCGAAUCAAUCCUCUCAAG